AUGUCACAGAUGGUCAGUCUGUUCCCCGUUCUUUUGCAACAAGGAUGGCGCAUCAUGUGUACAGUGAAAGAGGAGAGCGACGACAGCCCAGCAAGAGAUGUAGCGAAGGCGAUCUUGCAAAUCCUAGCCGACUACACCGUCAAUUGCCAGAGGGGUGGACCCAUGUCGUGGGAGAAUGCGGAAGGCUUCCUCCCGACAAUCAUGAGCUUUAAUAAAACCCUAGGUGUGCUCCCCGAUCUGGGGGAGGAGUUGGCCUUGCAGCAUCUAAACGGGCUUUGCCUGAACAUCCCCCAAAUAUAUUUGCUGGGGGCAGAGGUACGUAUCUCUUCAGACGGUCUUGUACAUAACGACAUCCUCGGGGUUCCCGAUGAAGUGGUUUGGGACUAUGGCGAAGCAUUGCGCCAGAUCGCCGUGGACCAGAACCUGGCUCACAUUCGAUUCAUUCGACUGGCCGACCUGCUGGAGCAUCCCAGAUCCACGAAAGAGUUUUACGUGGCGCAUGCAUCCCGCCUGCGCCGCGAGCCCACCCUGCGCUUUCAGGACCCUUCUUUCGACCCCCGGGAGGCCAUAAAUGCGGACAUGGACCUCCUCCUCACAUCUACGCCUCCGCCAUCAAGGCCCAGCGCGGGGACUAUGUGCGCCUCUCCAUCCACGAGCAAGACCAAGUUCUCCACCUGCGUGGUCAGGAUCGAGAACGCCGCGGACGGCGGCGCCCGGCUGAUCCCCGUCAUCGACCGGCUCCUGUAUGACUACUGGGUGUGUCUGCGGCUCGCCUGGGAGGUGGGCGAUGUGCUUGUCAACGACAACACGGCCAUGCUGCAUACCCGCACCGCGUAUUGA
Messenger RNA from Aspergillus brunneoviolaceus CBS 621.78, 840 nucleotides. RefSeq lists its product as uncharacterized. The record is from RefSeq and is a predicted model, not a curated record. Bases 1 to 840 code for a protein of 279 amino acids. NCBI's taxonomy places the organism in Eukaryota, Fungi, Ascomycota, Eurotiomycetes, Eurotiales, Aspergillaceae. The transcript has 4 exons.